AUGACAUAUUGCGUAUCACAACACACUGCGCAUUGAAUUCCACACUCGCACGCCAAAGUCCACACGUACACAUGUAAAUUUAACCAUGUUCGGGAGGCAGGAAGUGUAAAUUAAAUAUACGCUUCCUCCAAUCACGGGGGUGAAAAUAAAUGAUUAAAAAUUCGGAGGUUUCAAUUUUUCCAACGAGUGUUUAUACAUAAAGCUCUCUUCUUCCUUCAGCAAGAGUGAUUGUAUUCGAAAGAAAGGCGGCGAAUAUCACAAAAGUGAAACACAAAAAAAGAAGGAAAAAAAAAAUCUUCAAAAUAUUCUACUUUAACAUCGCCAAGAGCAUAUAAGCUAAUGACAGAAAAUACAUCAGUUAGGAGAAGGUAUGAAAAGAGCUUCACAGAACGGCCAGGCUUCACUGAAGAUGAAAUUGAGGAAAUAAGGGAAGCGUUUAAUUUGUUAGAUACCGAUGGGACAGGCACCAUCGACCCGAAGGAAAUAAAGUGCGCCAUGCAGAGUCUAGGGUUAGACGUUAAGAACCCAAUGAUAUUCAGGAUGAUAGCCGACCUGGAGAAAGACGGAUACUCCUCCAUUGACUUUGAGGAGUUUAUGGAGGUCAUAACGUCCAAGCUGGGAAAUAAAGACACGCGGGAAGGCAUCCAAAGAAUUUUCAACCUCUUCGAUGAUGACAAAACGGGGGCAAUAUCACUGAAGAAUUUAAAAAGAGUUGCAAAGGAGUUAGGGGAAACGUUAACUGAUGAGGAAUUGCGGGAUAUGAUUGAUCGUGCAGAUUCCAAGGGCGAAGGGGAAAUUUCCUUCGAAGAUUUUUACACCAUAAUGACGAAGAAGAGCUUUUUGUGAUGAACCCCUGGGGGGAAGACGUCGUCUAUCAGGUGUGCAUAUCCAUUUUUACGAUGGGAACAUUUCCUAACGGC
Plasmodium coatneyi is the source of this 920-nucleotide messenger RNA. RefSeq lists its product as uncharacterized. The transcript has 4 exons. Gene Ontology annotation, cellular component: centriole; centrosome. Bases 340 to 846 code for a protein of 168 amino acids. Gene Ontology annotation, molecular function: calcium ion binding. NCBI's taxonomy places the organism in Eukaryota, Apicomplexa, Aconoidasida, Haemosporida, Plasmodiidae. Gene Ontology annotation, biological process: mitotic cell cycle; centriole replication. The record is from RefSeq and is a predicted model, not a curated record.